GUGAAUUCUCAUAUUUUCAAAAAUAGAGCAGAUUUCACCCGGAGACUGCUGUUAAACUAACACACUAGAUCUAAAGACUUCGGGUUCUGCUCGCACAAAGUUAAACAUUGUCAACCGCAAAACUAAUUUCUUUUUGCGCAUACUUGUUUUUUGAAGUCUGCUCCGAAAAUACACUAGUAAAAAUCUAUCCCAUAGUCACUGUCAUGCCACUUAAAAACCGUGGCUAUUGGAAAAUAGCCACGACCCCGCCACGUAAAAGCCACGAGACGUAAAAAGCUACGAUAAAAUUAAAAAUGCCACGAUAAAGUCACGAAAAAAAGCGUGGGAAGUAAAAGCCACGGAAACGCUACGAAAUUUUCGUGGCUGUAUGAAUAAGCCACGAAUAUGCCACUAAUAAAACGUGGCACCAAUUUGUUUUUUUGUGCCGACAUCAAAAAGGAAGUGUUACGUCCAAUCGUUUGACGAAAUGGGAUAGAGCCACCGUUGUUUCAUGGCUGUUUCGUGGCUAGGCAUGAUAUUUUAAGGGAGCCACGAAUAUUUCGUGGCAUUGUCGUGGCUAUUCGUUUCAUAUAUACGCUUCAUAACCGUGGCAUUUAGAACUUUUGUUCUUCUCUCAAAUUUUCAGAACAAAAUGUCUUUCUACUUUCAAUCUAGAGAAUGGAUGGAUCAAAGAAUUGAUCCUGAGAGUAAUCAGGUUUCUGAAAUAUUUCUUGGAGGUGUUGAUGCAUUUAUUCAAUUUGCGUGUAAUCAAGAAGAUUACAAAGAAAGAGAAACUUUGUUGUGUCCGUGUGCUCGAUGCAAAAAUGUGAAGCAACGUGAAGCAAGAGUUGUCGCACGACAUCUAUUCUUGUACGGUUUCAAGGGAAAUUAUUAUUUUUGGACGAGUCAUGGAGAGAAAUUCAACGAUGUUGGUGAGAGUUCCGGGGCGAAUCAUUCGACGGGUGAAGAAGAAAUGUUAGAGACUCCUAUUUGGAAUGCUUAUGAAGAUCACCAGCAGAAUAUUCCAGAGGUACCCGCAGACAUUGCGCCAGCUUACAUGCCGGAAGCUAUAGAAGAGACAGACAUAGCACAACCCUAUCAUGAUAGUGUUUUUGAAGCAUUUGAAGCAGCGACUCAACCUCUCUACGAAGGAUGUGCAGAAGGAAUUUCUCAGUUGUCUCUUGCUUCGCGGAUGAUGAAAGUGAAGACAUAUUAUAAUCUACCAGAAGCUUGUGUAGAUGAGAUAUCUGAAGUAUUUAAAAACAUACUUCCGCAGCCAAAUAAAGCUCCAGCAACAUAUUACGAGACAAAGAAACUGACACGGUCGCUUGGGUUACCCUUACAGAAGAUUGACGUAUGUGUGAAGAACUGUAUGUUAUUUUGGAAGGGAGACGAUGCGAAGUUGGUCAGUUGUCGGUUUUGUGGAGAAGAUCGCUACUACCCAAAGAACGGAAAAGGUAAAAACAAACUGAAACAGAGAAUGUUUUACCUCCCAAUAGCAGAUCGUCUGAAACGUCUAUACCAACUUGAGGCGACAGCUUCCAAUAUGCGGUGGCAUAAGGAACAUGUAACUCCGGAAGGAGAGAUACAUCAUCCAUCUGAUGCCAUAGCGUGGAAACACUUCAGUGAGUUAUAUCCUGGAUUUGCUGCUGAAAGCCGGAACAUUUAUCUAUGCUUAUCAACGGAUGGGUUUAAUCCGAUUGGUAUGAAUGGCGAAGCACAUUCCCUUUGGCCAGUUAUUGUAACUCCAUACAAUUUGCCUCCGGGAAUGUGUAUGAAAAGAGAAUUCUUAUACCUUUCGAUGCUAAUUCCCGGACCCAAACAUCCAAGAAAAAGCUUAGACAUUUACCUUCAGCCGCUGAUUGAAGAGUUACAGAGUUUAUGGAAAGAUGGUGUGGAGGCAUAUGAUAUUUCAAGGAAAGAAAGAUUCAUAAUGCGAGCAGUGUUGAUGUGGACGAUAAGCGAUUUUCCAGCGUAUGGGAUGCUUUCAGGUUGGACGACACAUGGUCGGCUAUCGUGUCCAUAUUGUCAAGAUGAGACAGGUGCGUUCUGGUUACGUAAUGGACGGAAACAUAGUUGGUUUGAUUGCCACAGAAGGUUUUUAGAUGAAGAUCAUCCUUACAGGAGAAACACUCAAGCAUUUACACGGGGAAAAACAGUUGUGGAUCCUCCUCCACCAUGGUUGACCGGAGAAGAAAUAUUGCGUGAGAGGAUAAAUAAUAUAAAAGGUUUAUCAAAGUCCGUUGAAUGUGGAGGGAAUGGACAUGAUAAUCCAUCCAAGACAAUAUCUGAAUACGGAGUUACUCACAAUUGGGUUAAGAAGAGUAUUUUCUGGGAGUUACCGUAUUGGGAAACUCAUCUUCUUCGGCAUAACCUUGAUUUCAUGCACAUUGAGAAAAACUUCUUCGAUAACCUCACGAACACAUUGUUAAAUGCUCCUGGAAAGACAAAAGACAACGUCAAAAGCAGAUUGGAUCUUCCAGGUCUAUGCAAAAGGCGUGAUUUAGAGAUGAAAGAGGAUGGAACGAUGCCCGUGCCAAUAUUCAGGCUGUCAAAUGCGGCUAAGCGAGAAUUCCUUAUGUGGAUGAAAAAUGAUAUAAAAUUCCCCGAUGGAUAUUCCUCCAAAUUUAGUCGAUGUAUUGACGAAAGCAAUUUAAAGCUACAUGGACUGAAAAGUCAUGAUUGUCAUGUCAUUAUGCAACGACUCUAUCCAUUUGCAUUCGCGGAACUUCUUCCAAAAAAUGUUCAUACGGCAAUUAGAGGUAUUUAUUUUUUAUGUUAUCUUAAUAAUUACUAUGAUUGAUGUUAUAACUUUAAUGUUUUGUUUACAGAUAUUGCCCUCUUUUUCCGAGAUAUCUCUUCGAGGAUUUUGAAAGAAUCAGAUAUUGGUCUUUUAAAGGCAAAUAUCGGUGUGAAGCUUUGUAACUUGGAAAAGAUUUUUCCUCCAUCGUUCUUCGAUGUUAUGCAACAUCUUCUUGUGCACCUUCCAGAUGAGGUAGCCUUAGGUGGGCCCGUCCAUUUUAGGUGGAUGUAUGUAUUUGAAAGAUACAUGUACCAUUUGAAGAAGAUGGUCAGAAACAAAGCACGCAUUGCGGGUUCGAUAGUUGCACAAUGGAUAAACGAGGAGAUUUCAAGAGCAUCCUCAAAUUAUUUUGGUCAUCCUGAGAUCAUGAGCAUUCCAGAAGGUCCAAAUGAUAUUCGUUUCUCAUACAAUUAUCCGGAUGUACCACCUUUGUUUUACCACGAAGGGAGAAUCAGUGGUCAAUGCUCAACUGGUUGGUUAAAUGAUAAAGAUAACACCGUUCUUCAGACAUUUAUGAUGCUCAACUGUGAAACAUUUGCUCCAUAUGAAAGGUACCUUAAUAUUAUGAAAAUAUAAUAUAAAUACAUAUUUCUAGUUACAUAAUUAAUAUAUUAAAUGUGUGCAGGAUGUUUGAAGAAUAUAUGACACGGAGUAUUCCUGAUAUUACUCCAGUUGCAAUGCAAAAAGCGAAAGACACCAACUUUGCAGAGUGGUGCAAAGACUAUGUGAGUUUUUGUUUUAAUAUUAUCAAGUUCCACAAUUUAUUUAUUUUAUGAUGUAAUUUAUAACAAUGUUAUUCUAUUGCAGAUUAACGAUGCGACUCAGUUUUACACAUUUCCUAUGUGGAUGUUGGAUUUUGUACAAGGUCCUAGGCGCAAUUAUAGGUCUUGGCCAAUAUAUCACACCCGAGGAUACACUUUCCACACACAUAACCACGGUCAAAAUAGAAAAACUCAACAUUAUGGUGUUUAGAAAAACUCAAUAUUAUGGUGUUUGUGUUCCUGGAACCAAUGAAACAGACUACUAUGGCCUCAUACAGGAGAUUAUGAUGGUGGAAUAUCAUGGUGAUGUUGGCUUGAAGGUCAUGAUUUUUAAAUGUUCGUGGUUUGACACCACGGAAAAUCGCGGUAUGAGAAUACAUCCAUCUGGUCUUGUUGAUGUCUCACCACGAAGACAAUAUGCAAAAUAUGAUCCUUUUGUAUUACCUGGUAAGUGAAAUAUAUAUGUGCUUGAGAUUUAAUGUUUGAUGAAAGGCCAUAAUUUUAAACUUAGAUGUUAUUGUAUCAUGACCAGGUAAUUGUGAUCAAGCAUGUUUUAUUUCUUAUCCACGGGUACGUCGACAUUCUGCCGAUGAUUGGUGGGCAUGCGCAAAAAUUAUUCCUCGAGGAAUCCGAGAAACGUCCGAAAUUGCUUUAACUGCGUGGCAGGAUGAUAGACGUGACCAAGUUGCAGAAAGUUCAUUGUUACGGGUGGAAACACAUGUUGUUGACGAUGUUUCUGAUUAUGAUCUUGCCCCGGUGAAUCCUCCAAACGAUGAAUAUGUAUCAGAUGUUGAGGUACAAUCAGACUGUGAUUCAGAGUAGUCAAAUAUAUGCUUAAGGUUGUAAAAUAUGUUAUAAGGUUUGUAAAAUAUGUUGUAAGGUUGUAAAAUAUGUUAUAAGGUUUGUAAAAUAUGUUGUGAGAUUGUUUGAAAAAUUAUAUUAGGUAAAAUAUAUGAAUGUAUGAAGGGUUUGAAUUGUAGUUGUUGUAUGGGUAUAAGGUUUGAUGGAAAAGAGUUUGGGUUUUAGGGAUUGUGCUUUAGGGGUUGGGUGUUUGUGGUUACGCGUUUUUAGAUACAGCCAUGGUUUAUUAGUGGCUGUUUCGUGGCUAUAAGGAAAAUAGAGAAAACCAAUUGGUUUGGCUCGAAUUUUUUUUGGUUUCCAGCGAGAUAUUACAUAUUGCCACUGUAACUGCGUGGCUAAAUCGUGGCUAGUCCAAAAUUUUGGUAAACGUACCAAUUGGAUUGGCUCCAAUUGAUUUGGUUUUGGCUCCAAUUGUUUUUAAUUUCGCGGUUCAUUGCCACGGUUUAGCCACUGAUAUUUCGUGGCUGUAGAAAAGGGUUUAAUAAUUCAGUUUUCUUCUUUCUUCUCAACACUUAGAGAAAAAAAGACAAACUCUCUCUCCCGACUCGCGACGGAAUGGUUCUUCUCCUCUCCGUUUCUUGUGUCGCCGUCUCCGGUUCAAUCUCGCCGUCUCCGAUUCAAUUCGCCGUCUCCGAUUCCAUCUCCCACCUCUCAUGAUGAACUCAACAAGAGCACCUGGAACACAAGCUGCGUCUCCUCCUAUGCCUCCGGGUGCUACUGGACCCGCUGUUUACCAUGCUGGGUCUCCUCCUAUGCCUCCUGGUGCUACUGGAGCCGCUCCAAACCAUGUUGGGUCUCCUUCUAUGCCUCCUGGUGCUACUGGAGCCGCUCCAAACCAUGCUGCUUCCUCAUCUCGUUCCAACAGCUACCCGCAGAUGACCCUUAAUGCGAUGCUCAACUCACCUGCUAGGCUCUCACAGCCACAUCUCCAUCCUGAUAAGCUGAAUGGAGCUUUAUGGUAAGAUCACUUCCUCAUCUUUGAAUGUUCUGUUAUUUGAAUUGGGUCUUUGAUUGGUUAGGAUUGUUUCUGUUAGGAUUGUUUUGUGAAAUUUUAGGUAGGAUUUUGUCAUAGUCUUGUUUCAGUUACUGAUGUUUGUUAUCAUCUUAGGUUUGGUAUUGACCCAUGUAUCCAUGCUUUCAUCCGUGCAACUUGGCAAGAAUACUACAUGGAUCCUUGGAAGAGUUGGAAUAAGGUGCCUGAGGAAAGGAAGGAUUCCUGGUGGCAAACGUUUGUGGUAAUCAAAAAUUUCAUUUUUUUUUAAAUCUCUUACUGUUAUUAUUUCCUAUUUCUAAACCUCUUACUGUUUUGUUUUUUGUUGUAGCAAAAUUUCUACUGGGAGUCUCAAUUUAAUGAUUUGGUCUACGGUCUGUGGAAGAAGGAAACGAUGACAUCUGUUGGUAAAAGGAUUAGCAAGAAGAAGAGGCAACACAAGAAGCCAAAGUACAUCAAUGAUAGCGACUGGACACUGCUUCUGGAGUAUUGGGCGACUGAUGAAGCUAAAAAGAAAAGCAAGAAGGCUGCUAAAAGCCGCAAGGCUGAUCCUGUGGGUAAAGGGUGCCACAAGCAUAAUGCAGGCCCUAGGUGUUUUGCAAGGAUAGCGUAUAACAUGGUAUCUUCCAUGUCUGUACUAUAAUCUGUCUUUCUAAUCUGUCUUCCUAAUUUCUUUUUUUUUUGCAGACGCAAGCCUCUGGUGAACCACCAUCCUACACUGCCCUUGUCAGGGAGACACACUCCCGACCAGAUGGGACUUUUGUGGACUAUCGGGCUGAAGAACUGGUAACUCAGGCCGAGAUGGAAGCCACACAGCUCUCUAACACUGAAGGAUCACCAGGGAGUCCAAGUGCAUCAUCUGCUCCUUCUCGCCUCAUGUUAAACAAGGCUUAUCUGAAGGUAUGAUAGCUUAACAUUUUUAUUCUCAGACACUUUUAAUCUUCUGUUCUGUUUUGACAAUUGCAUUACAUGUGUUACCUGAGUUGAUCAAAUAGCCUUAUGUUAGUUUCUGUUUGGUCUUGCUUGGUUUUGAAUAUUUUUCCAUUUCUCUUGAUAGAAUGCUAAGAGUAGGAGGGGAUAUGUUUACGGACUGGGCAGUGAACAAUUCAGGGAGCAUGCGCCUUCUUCACGGGUCCCCAAUGGUAUUACCUGCAACCUGGACCUGGAGAUGCGUGUGGGCGGUCUUGAGACAACCCUCCAAAGUGUCACUUCUGAUGUUGCUGGGGUGAAACAGGACGUCUCAGACAUGAGACAGGACUUUGCAACAACAAGGGAAGCAAUCAAUCAGCUCCUCCAAACACUUAGGCCCCCGCAAGCACCUACUGGACAGACUUCUGAUCAUCAGGCUCAAGCACCAACUGGUCAGCCUAAUCCUCCCAAUGGCAUUUAGAAGUUGGUACUUUAUCUUAUAACCUCUUUUGUAACAAGGUCUUUUGAUACUCUUCUUAGACUCAAAACUUUUAACCUUGUCUUAUGUAACUUUUUAUGAAUGUUGAACCUUGACUAUCUUGUAUAUUAUGCUCUGUGUUUAUUGAAUGUGCAAUUUUAAUAAUUUGAAUGAAUCUCUAAUAUGAAAAUUGGCUAAUUAAAUCUCUAAUUUAGAAUGUUUUUCAAAACAGUGGAUACUAUAAAUGUUGAAUCUUAGUAGCUAAAUCGUGGCCAUAAUAGCCACUGAAAAAUAGUUUUAAACCGUGGCUAAUAGUGCCACGUCUAAUAAGUGGCAAUAUCGUGGCUAUUAUAGCCACUAGCAAUAGCCACGUCUGAAUAUUAUAUCGUGGCUAUAAUAGCCACUAGCAAUAGCAACGUCUUAAUAUUAUAUCGUGGCUAAUAUUGCCACGAAAAUGCGCGUGGUAAUUACAUGGCUAGUAGCCACGAAAAGCCACGCUUAUUUCUAGCCACGAGGCUAUAGCCACGCUACUUUUCGGACAUCUAAGCGUGGCUGAUUUCUUUUAUAGCCACGAUAAUUUGCUCUAUAGCCACGACUUUGUAGUGGCUAUGCGUUGGAUUUUUACUAGUGAUAUAUUUUAUAUAAGAUUUUUGUCAUUUGCAAAAUUAACACGAUUAUAUUUCGAGUAAAUAUUGCUCUGAGAAACUCAAACUUAUUUCAGAUACAAUAGUCCAUACAUAUAUACAUAAGAAGACUUCAGGCAAAGUGUAUGCACAUCGAGGAGAUUUUCCUUGAAGUAUACAUGACAAAUUUAUAAUAUGUAUUACCUAUCACAUUGCUGAAUUGCAAAUCACAUUAUUAUUUAUCAUAUAUAAUAUAUCUAUACAUUUCUUUUUGAAACAGAUAUAUCUAUAAAUUAGUAAGAUUCUAUAUAUGCUUAGAUCCUUUUGACUAAUACAAUUUACUUGCAGGUAUCCUGAUGAUGUCUACGAUCGUGUUUGGUUUCCAUUUUUUCACUCCGGAUAUAAGCAAAUAACGACCAAUGAUCUCAAUAUAAGCAACACAGACACAUAUAAGGUACCAAAAACUGCACUCGUGAGUGCUGCGACGCCUAAAAACGCCAGUGAACCACUGCUCAUCACCUGGACACCUAGGCCCUCUAAUGCUGAAGUGUACUUGUACAUGCACUUUGCGGAGAUUGAAGCCCUCGAAGCCAAUCAGACGAGGGAGUUCAACAUUAUCUUAAAAGGAAACUUUAAUCAUUCAGGUUUCAGUCCACCCAAGUUAGAGCUACGUACAUUAUACACUGCUGCACCAGUGCAAUGUGAUUCAGAAGGUUGCAACUUACAGCUAGUAAAAACUCCGAAUUCAACUCUUCCACCUCUGAUUAACGCUAUUGAGGUUUACACUGUUAUUGAAUUCCCACAAGUGGAAACAAGCCAAAAUGAUGGUAUCUCUCGCGUUAAUAUUCAAUUAUUACAACAAAUUAGCUUAUAUUGUUUCAUAUGAUAUGAUUCUAACUUUCUCCAACAUUUAUAUUAGUUGCCGCUAUCAAGAACAUCCAAGCUACUUAUCAACUACGUGAAAUCAGUUGGCAAGGAGAUCCAUGUCUCCCUCGAGAUUUUUCCUGGGAAAAUCUUGGAUGCAAUUACACAGAUGCAUCUACUCAACCAAGAAUCACUUCUUUGUAAGACAUUCACAAACAUAGUCUCUAAUUUAAAACUAAUGUAUCUAAAGAUAAUGUUUUUGUUUUGGUGCUUGUAUAAUCAGAGAUUUGUCGAAAAGUAGAUUAACUGGGAGCAUUACCCCAAUUUUACAGAAUCUGACGCAAUUACAAGAACUGUAAGUAUCUCACUGAUUCAUUUAAUCAAGUAUUAUAUUUUCUGAGCACAUAUGUAAGCCAAUUUUUGUGUAUUCUGCAUGCAUCGGCAGUGACUUAUCAAAUAAUAGCUUGAGUGGACCAAUACCUACCUUCCUUGCCAACAUGAAAUCGUUAUCCUUACUGUAAGCUCUCUAGAAAGCAGAAUCCAUAUUUUGACCAUGAAUUUGCUUUUGUGCGUAUAUAUACAUACAAUGGUCAUCUUUGUCUCAACAGAAACUUAAUCGGGAACAAUCUCACCGGUUCAGUUCCUCAAGCACUUCUCGAUAGAAAAAAAGGACUUGUGUUAAAAGUAAGAUUACUAUAUAUAUAUUAUUAAAACUAAAUUACAUUUUCGUACUGUUUGAAAACAUGGAUAACAGUGUAAAGGAGAAUUGUUUGGAAACAUACGUAGCAGUAUAAAAAAGAAGUAUGUUGUCCUUUUAAUAAUUUCAUUAAUUGUCUUUUCAUAUUUUGCUCGGUUUAACAAUUUCAUUAAUUAUAUUACUUUAACAAUACAUCACAUCAUUAAUUAUAUUAUCAAAAUAAUAAUAAUAAU
This is a messenger RNA of Brassica napus (rape), 9199 nucleotides long. RefSeq lists its product as uncharacterized. The record is from RefSeq and is a predicted model, not a curated record. The coding region runs from base 632 to 2782 and encodes 716 amino acids. The transcript is spliced from 2 exons. NCBI's taxonomy places the organism in Eukaryota, Viridiplantae, Streptophyta, Magnoliopsida, Brassicales, Brassicaceae.